Messenger RNA from Protobothrops mucrosquamatus (brown spotted pit viper), 2144 nucleotides. It is a transcript of the gene SLC19A1, whose product is annotated as solute carrier family 19 member 1. NCBI's taxonomy places the organism in Eukaryota, Metazoa, Chordata, Lepidosauria, Squamata, Viperidae. Bases 252 to 1712 code for a protein of 486 amino acids. The transcript has 6 exons. Gene Ontology annotation, molecular function: folic acid binding; folate:monoatomic anion antiporter activity. The record is from RefSeq and is a predicted model, not a curated record. Gene Ontology annotation, biological process: folate transmembrane transport. Gene Ontology annotation, cellular component: basolateral plasma membrane; apical plasma membrane; plasma membrane.
AGGUCUGUACGCCAAGAGUCUGCAGCGAGGGAUGUCUCUCGUGUAGUAAGUGCGGGAGUCGUGCCCCGUUCAGAAAGCAGAGGAAGGCUGAACCCGAGCCAAUGGAUUGAGCGAGUGAGACAUACCAGCCAGGCAUACCUCUGCAUGUUGGAGUUUGUACCCAAACUGAACAAAGAAUAAAUCCAGCAUUGUGGCCUUCACUGAAAAGAAUCCGUUCCUUUUCAAAGUGACCAAGGAGCUAGCAGGGAGCUAUGUCUGAAGAGGCUGAAAAAAUGGAAAAACAGCCUCCUGACCCUCCACCAGACCCACGCUGGAAGUUCCUUGUUACCUACCUCUGUUUCUACGGCUUCAUGAGCCAGAUUAGACCUGGGGAGAGCUUCAUCACACCUUACCUGUUGGGAUCUGAGAAGAAUUUCACAAAGGAACAGGUGACCAAUGAAAUUACACCUGUCCUGUCAUACUCUUACAUGGCAGUAUUAAUACCCAUCUUUCUACUCACGGACUACCUGCGCUACAAGCCAAUGUUGGUGCUACAGAGCUUGAGCCACAUUGCUAUCUGGCUUCUGCUGAUCUUUGGUACCAGAAUCAUUGCCAUGCAGUUCAUGGAGUUCUUCUAUGGCAUCACGAUGGCUACGCGGAUAGCCUACUCCUCCUACAUCUUCACCCUGGUCACCCCGUCGCGUUAUCAACGCAUGGCCAGUUAUUCCCGGUCUUCAGUACUGAUGGGUGUCUUCACCAGUUCCGUGUUGGGACAACUCUGUGUCACAGUUGGAGGCACCACUUUCAUGACAGUGAAUUAUAUCUCAUUGGGUUUUAUGUGCUUUGGGCUGCUCUUGACCCUCUUCCUGAAGCGUCCGAAACGCAGCCUCUUCUUCAACAGGAACAAGAGCUGGUGUAAUGGUACCUCACCUUCAGAACUGGACAAAAUGAACUCUGGGGCAGGGGAGCCUAUGUGGCAUAAGGCCUCUUCCUGGAAAAAUCUGAUCUUAUUCCGGAUGGUAAAGGAGUUGGGGACUAUUGUACAAAUGCCGCAGCUGAGACUUUGGUCCCUCUGGUGGAUAUUCAAUUCUGCUGGCUACUAUCUGAUGCUUUAUUAUGUGCAUAUUUUAUGGAAUGAAAUAUACCCCGCCAGGGACAAUAGAAAGGUCUACAAUGGUGGAGUAGAAGCUGUUUCUACCCUGCUUGGUGCCAUCACUGCUUUUUCUGCUGGCUUUGUGAAGAUCCGAUGGGCCUUCUGGUCAAAACUGGUGAUUGGGGUUAUGACAGCAGUCCAGGCAGGCCUACUGUUGUUGAUGAACACAACUGCCAAUAUUUGGCUGUGCUAUGUGGCCUAUGUCCUUUUCAGGGGCUCCUACCAGUUUCUUGUGCCUAUAGCCAUUUUCCAGAUUGCAUCUUCGCUGUCCAAAGAACUCUGCGCUCUGGUGUUUGGUGUCAACACUUUCCUAGCCACAGUUCUCAAAACCAUCAUCACUAUCAUCAUAACUGAUAAGAGUGGUCUGGCUCUCUCAGUCCAUCCCCAGUUCUACGUUUACUUCGUCUACUUCACUGUUCUGGCCAUACUGUAUCUUUUGUCAUUUGUGUACAUGAUGGCAAGGCACAGUGCCUGCAAGACACCCCAAGAAGUGGCCACACCAGCCAAAGAACUCUCCAGCCCAAUUGAGGAGAACUUGGACAAGGAGGGAAGCCCGGAACUGGCUACUUCCAAAGCCUGAGAAACACCACAAUCUGUGUACUACGUGGAGAUGGAUUUUCCUGCAAUGUCUCAGUUGAGAUGAGACCAGUUGCAGCUCUCAAGGCAAUCAGCACUUAUCACAGUCAGUGCAUCCCUAUUUUCACAAUAUUGGAUCUCUGCAGAAGCUCAGAGAAAACCUGGCUUGGUUUCAGAUGCAACUUUGGUGCAGUUGACUUUUCUGGCAGCUACAGUUCUCCCUGUUUCUUCUACAGGCACUUUCCUCUUGAGCCAAGCUAUACUGAAAUAUUUACCAAUAUUAUAAUUGGAGCACUUAAUUUUAUGACUGUAUGAAUUUGCUUUUAAACAUUUGUGUUCCUAGUUCUGGCAUGUAAAUUUGCCAGUCACCAGAGCAAGUGAGACUAAGGCACUUUUAAUGUUGGUACUGGUUAAUAUACUGUGAUGUGACUCUUAG